ACAGAAGUCUUGAACCAGAGUGACUCAGAUGAUAGUGAAUUCCCCAACUACAGUGAUCACGGAAAUGAAACCCAUUUAUUUUUUUCACCUAUUCUGGUGGCUGGAGUUGUGAUUGGAAUUGUGCUGUUUCUGUCCUGUAUUACAAUCGUUGUUGGCGGUCUGCGAAAGGAAAGGCGGUUGAGACGCCAACGUCCAAGAACAGAUGUUGUUUAUGCUCCAGAUGGCUUCUCUUAUGGUGGCUCUUUUGGAGAGCUGAGAGCCACCUGCAUACAGGAGUAUCCCCCAACUCUUGAGCUUGGUUCCAGUGUGGAUACACGUCAACGUGUUGUCAACGUCAUAUAUUCCGAUUCACCUCCACGCUAUGAUGAAUGCGUAGGGCCAGGAGCAAGACAAACAUAUAUUCCCACAGAUAAUCCUCCCCCAUAUUCUGUUACGGACCCUUGUCGAAGAAAUGAAACAUCUAUAAACAUUGGCCUGGAAGCAGCAUGUGGGUCUACAUGCACUGCAAAUUGUGCAGUCAGGCUGCAGAACUUGCAGCAGCCCACUUCAUCCAUCUCUUUGUCACCUCUCACUCUGGGGGCUACCUCCCGGUACGAGACAGUGGCGCGUCAACAGAAUACCCCUGUAUCACUUGUUCCAGUUGAAGUGCUGAAAAAUUCUUCUCCUACCUAUCAAGCUAUUCUGAAUCAGGUCAUAUAA
Messenger RNA from Nestor notabilis (Kea), 699 nucleotides. RefSeq names its product protein BEAN1-like. Lineage: Eukaryota; Metazoa; Chordata; Aves; Psittaciformes; Psittacidae. The annotation marks the transcript as partial. The record is from RefSeq and is a predicted model, not a curated record. The transcript has 3 exons.